Molecule: messenger RNA, 369 nt
Organism: Aspergillus puulaauensis
Lineage: Eukaryota; Fungi; Ascomycota; Eurotiomycetes; Eurotiales; Aspergillaceae
Exons: 1
Coding region: 1-369 (122 amino acids)
Source: RefSeq, a predicted model, not a curated record
AUGCUGUCCACUCCGGCCAUUGGCUGCGUGGCUGAUGAGCUGGCGCUUACUGAAUCCAUCGGGCGAGAUCGCACUCGCCCGUCACAGACCGUCGAGUGUCGCGGCCUUGAUUCGGGAGACCACGAUUAUCGUAAUAACCGGGAUCACGACAUAACGAGAAGAGAAAAUGAAGGAAAGAAGGGAGGGAAAAAAAAAAGAAACUGGAAAAAGAAAGAGGGAAAAAAAGGAAAUUGGUGUGUUGCACAACAACCUUCUCUGGAAUACCCUCACCGGCGGAGAAAGUACGGAGUCGUGUCACACAGACUAGGGUACAACGCAGGGGAAGACAUGGAAAAUAUUCCUUUCUUUUCCCAAUCUCAGACAGGCUGA